Molecule: messenger RNA, 654 nt
Organism: Candidozyma duobushaemuli
Lineage: Eukaryota; Fungi; Ascomycota; Pichiomycetes; Serinales; Metschnikowiaceae
Gene: SLR1
Product: Slr1p
Exons: 3
Coding region: 1-654 (217 amino acids)
Molecular function (GO): RNA binding
Source: RefSeq, a predicted model, not a curated record
AUGCCCAAAAAUACCCUUUACGUUACAGGGUUCACCAAAGAAUCCAAGGCGGCCGACUUGGCGCCCGACUUCGAGAAAACAGACGACGGUGAAAAGUAUGCCUUCGUGGAAUACAAGACCGAAGAAGAUUGUGAGAAGGCUCUAGAGCUCGAUGGCAAACCUUUGCCUUACGCCAAACAAGACGGUUUGGUUGUCCAGAUGGCCCGUUCAGAUCCCUAUUCCGCCAGAAGAGGUCUGUUUAGAGGAUCCAGAGGUUUCAGAGGUGGCCGUGGAGGUGGCUAUGGCUAUGGCUAUGGCUACGAAAGGGGCGGAUACGGCUACCCUGCCCCACAUCCCUAUCCACCUCCAAGAGGAGGCCGUGAUCCAUACUACGAUGGUUACGGCUACGGUAGAGAGCCUUAUGGCUACAGAGACAGGCGGUACGACGGUCCUGGUGACGAAAGAGAUUCGUACAGAGACAGAGCAGACAGAUACGUGGGUGACCGUGGAGGAAGAGAUCGUGAUUUCGAGACUAGGGAUGAGGACCGCAGCCGAGACGCUGCUGGUCCCGAUUCGCAUGAACCGAAUGGAAACGACGAGUAUUCUCGUGGCCGUUACUCGAGGUCAGCUUCUCCUCAGAGGGAAAGGUCUCGCUCCCGUUCUCCCAGCCGCUAA